Patiria miniata (bat star) is the source of this 4526-nucleotide messenger RNA. RefSeq lists its product as uncharacterized. The record is from RefSeq and is a predicted model, not a curated record. Lineage: Eukaryota; Metazoa; Echinodermata; Asteroidea; Valvatida; Asterinidae.
GGUGGCUGCUGUAGAAUAAUGACAUCGCCGGUGCAUUUCACCACUCCGAUAUAUAGCUUUGCGGCGUGCGCAUGCAUAGACACGUAGGCCUAGGCUACUCAUAAGCUACACACGAAGGAGGCUUUUGCUUGGUCUACACUUUGUUUCGUUUUAUCCGUCAUCUCCAUUUGAUGAGACAUGGCUUUACCAACGUGGAAGGGGUUCGUCGUCUUCUUAGGCCUCAUCUCCAUGGCGUGUCUGGUUCAAGCACAAAAUCCAAAUGUUACCUGUCCAACUAACGACACUCGGAAUGUAGAGCCUUCUCGGCCCAAUGCCACUGUAAUCUGGUCACAAAAUGCAUCAGCUACUGAUGUUAACUCUACAGUACUGAGUGUAACAUGUAAAGACGAUAGCGACACAGAGGUAUCAUCAGGUGACAGCUUUUCUGUUGGUGUAACCACAAUCACAUGUUCAGCUACAGAUGCGUUAGGGAAUAUGGGCAGUUGCACAUUCACCAUCACUGUCAUAGAUGAUGAGGCACCUAUUGUCAGUUGUCCGAGUGACACAAGUCAGAAUGUAGAUUCUUCUCAGCCCUAUGCAGCUGUAGACUGGUCCCCUCUACCAUCAGCCACUGAUGCCGUAGGUCCUCUAAACCCAAAUGUAACGUGUAAAAAUGAAAACGACACAGAAGUGGACUCGGGUGCCAAAUUUCCUGCUGGUGUAAGCACAAUCACAUGUUCAGCUACUGACACUGCAGGAAAUGAAGGAAAUUGCGCCUUCAACAUCACUGUUAUAGAUGAUGAACCGCCGAUCCUGACCUGCUCAAAUGACACCAUCGAAAACACUGAUCCUGGACUGCCAACCGCUGUUGUUGUCUGGGAUCCACAACCUACGGCCAUUGAUGUUGUUGAUGACGACAUGGCUCCCAUCAGCUGUGAGGAUGAAAGUGGCAGUAUGGUUGAAUCAGGUGAAGCCUACAACGUCGGUGUGACGGCAAUUACAUGCAAAGCUUCUGAUAGUAGCAGCAACGAAGGCAACUGUUCAUUUUCAAUUACAGUUGUUGAUAACGAAGAUCCAGUUGUUAAUUGUUCUGGUGACAUCGAUCAGAAUGUAGAGUCUUCUCAGCCCGAUGCCGCAGUAGAAUGGACAGUCUCAGCUACUGAUAAUGUCGAUGAAUUGGGACCUGCCAAUGUUACCUGUAGGAAUGACAGCGACGUAGAGGUAUCAUCAGGUGACAGAUUUCGCGCUGGUUUACACACAAUCACGUGUUCAGCUACUGACACUGCAGGAAAUGAAGGAAAUUGCGCCUUCAACAUCACUGUCACAGAUAAUGAGGCACCUAUUGUCAGUUGUCCGAAUGACACAAGUUGGAAUGUAGAUUCUUCUCAGCCCGAUGCAGCUGUAGACUGGUCCCCUGCACCAUCAGCUACUGAUGUUGUAGGCCCUCCAAAUCCAGCAGUAACGUGUAAAGAUGAAAACGACACAGCGGUGGACUCGGGUGACAUAUUUCCUGCUGGUGUAAACACAAUCACAUGUUCAGCUACUGACGAUGCGGGCAAUGAAGGACAGUGUACCUUCACCAUCACCGUCAUAGAUAAUGAGAAACCGAAUGUUACUUGUCCUAAUGAUGCCACUGAGAAUGUCGAGCCUUCUCUGCCCGAUGCAGCUGUAAUCUGGUCCCCUCUACCAUCAGCUACUGACAACGUAGAUCCUCCAAGCCCAGUAGUAACGUGUAAAGAUGAAAGCGACACAGAGAAGGUUUCGGGUGACAGAUUUGUUGCUGGUUUACACACAAUCAUAUGUUCAGCUACUGACACUGCAGGAAAUGAAGGAAAUUGCACCUUUACUAUAACUGUCAGAGACAAUGAGGCCCCCAACAUCACUUGUCCGACUGGCCGAAGUGUGAAUGUGGCUGAGGGUAAAUCCACGGCUAGUGUGACGUGGGUUUCAACGGCAAAUGAUGCCGUGGAUGGGAAAUUGGACACAUCAUGUGAACCCCAGUCAGGAACGGAAUUCGCAAAUACAACUGUGGUGAAUUGUACGGCAACUGAUGAAGCCGGUAACAGUGAGUCGUGCGAUUUUGCCAUCACCGUAACAGUUGAUGGACAGCUAUGUCCACUUACCCCUUCCGAACUGUGUAUCUGUGACAGCAUGCACUGUGUGUGUAAGGAGGGUAAAAGUGGACCAAACUGCUAUGUUAUAGAUGGGGAUCAGUGCCCUCGAACAAGUCCAGCGGAUCCUAACUGCGAUUGCCCAGUAUCUUCCCCUUGAUGUCAACCCGGUUUCAAAGGACUGAAAUGCAACGAGUGCAAGGGCUGUAUGAAUGGAGGAUCUUUCCAAGACAUUGAGAACUGCCAAUGUGAAUGUCCAAGUGGAGGCUUCGAUGAUCCUAUCUGCUCUGGUUGCGAGGAAUGUGUGAAUGGCGGCAAUCAGAAUGAAGUAUGUGUCUGCGAGUGUCCAGGUUUAUUUGAAGGAGACCUCUGUGAUGUGUGUCAAGCAAGAUGUGAAAACGGUGGAACAUUGGACGAGUCUACUUGCACCUGCGAAUGCCCGAGUCCGUUCACUGGACGACCUGCUCAGCGUUCAAGUUGCUUGCCCUGUGUUAAUAUAAAUGAAGGAACGUACCAAAACGCCACGACUUGUGCCUGUGAUUGCUUGGAAGGAUUCCUACCACCGUUAUGUGCAGAUUGUAUGGAAUGUCAGAAUGGAGGAGAGUAUCAAAACGAGGCAACGUGUGCCUGCGAAUGCCCUUUCCUGUAUACUGGUCUUCUUUGCACAGUUUGUCCCAGCGGUGAUCCGUGCGAGAAUGGGGGCACAAUGGACAGGGCUGCCUGCCUUUGUAAAUGCACCGAUGAGUGGACGGGAAUAAACUGCGGAGAGCCUGUUCCCACUCUACCCGACGACGAAUACCCAGAUCCCCCAGCAGAUGCUGAUAUUGAGAAGAAGGUAUCGAUCGAGAUAGAAGUCACUGAUAAUAAAAACUGUCAACCCGCCGUGAAUAAAUCGUCAAUGGAUUGUGUAGUACUUCAGAAAGAAUUCGUAGCCGGGGUCGAAAUUGAGUACAAACGUGUGGCAGGCUUUAAGAAGGUCGAGGUUACAGAUCUGAGAAAUGGAAGUGUCAUCUUUCAGCACCAAGCAAUCUACGACUAUGCAAAAAUGUCGCCCUCUCAGCGUGGGAUAUCAGCUUUGGAUCUGUAUCGUGCGACUGUUGCGCAGGCUGUGGAGGCAGGGCAACUGGGAGGUCUCCCUGUAGCGCCGGAGUGCAGUACAUGCCAAGCACCUCAAGAUGAAACCAACAUGUGUGAAACGGAGCAACCAACAUGUGGAACGGGAUUAGUAAUAGAUGAAGUGACAGAGGGCAACUCCUGCUAUUUUGUUUGCCGAGCAAGUUGCAAAGUCGAAGCAGAUUACUGCAACAGCGGCACGUGCACUCAAGAUUCUGAUGGAGUCAAGUCGUGCAGCUGCCCUCAGAGCACGGAGUUUAUGUACAUCGGUGCCAACUGCCAACUAGCAGUGAACCUGUUAUGGCUGUACAUCGGUUGUGGGCUUGGAGGGGGCCUGCUGCUCUUACUUUUGUUCACUCUUAUCUGCUGUGUGGUGCAGUAUAGAAAGAAGGUCAAACAAUUUGAGUCAGAGGACGAGGAGGGAACUCAAGAAGACGAUAUGAGAGGGGAGGUCCGCGCAGUGCACCAUAACAACAAAGGCUACGUCGGGGAUUCUUCCUCGGUCGCUGAUGAGCAUCCGGAAGGCGAGACGCAAGCUCCGGAACAAGUUCGUCCGUACUCCUACAUCUACCGGAACGGUAGCGGCGUGGGCGUGUCCCGCUCCAGCUCCGGGGCAGCCGCCGUAAAGAACAGGUACGAACCCACGGUUGCCAGGGACCGUGAGCAGGGUACGAGCAGUGAUCAGGCCGAGGAGUCUGGGGGCAAGACAAGAGGGUCGUACUUCUGGGGGAACCUGAAUGAGCCAGUGAAAGAAGAAAACGAGAUGAUACCUAUGACUAGCGAGAUUGACCCCACGAAAAUGUACAAGAUACAGCGUCCUCAAGUGUCGGUCAACAGAAAUGAUGAUCUGCCGGAACGGGACUACUUUUAAAGAAUCGUCUUCCAAACGUGAUCAAGAUACUGCCUUUGCAUCUGGCUUGACAGGCGUGAGAUGCAUACUUUAAUAUGAAAUGUUACUCAGAAAAAUAAGAAUUUGAGUGUUUUAAUCUGUAGUAGUCACCUUCAGUAGUUGGACCAAAAACAAAACAAUUUUUGUUUUCAAAGAACAAAUUAAUAGAAUCUAUUAACUCCAUUUCCAGAUUGUAUGUAUACUUCAACGGAGAAACGUAUAUAAUAAUUGAAUUAUAUUCAUUUGUUGGACACAUCUGCAUGUACCUUUCUUCCCCCAUCUGGUUUUUGUAUUUGUCGUUUAUGUUAUCGUGGUAUGGGAUCUAUUGCUUUUAUACAGCAAGCAACACAUUUUAGUGAACAUGUGUACAUAGAAAAAAGCUACAGUGUCCAUAAGUUUUAAUACAGUGUAUGGGCAAGGGCAGAUCGGGGGGG